This is a messenger RNA of Odobenus rosmarus divergens (Pacific walrus), 4113 nucleotides long. It is a transcript of the gene MAN2A2, whose product is annotated as mannosidase, alpha, class 2A, member 2. Gene Ontology annotation, molecular function: alpha-mannosidase activity; carbohydrate binding. NCBI's taxonomy places the organism in Eukaryota, Metazoa, Chordata, Mammalia, Carnivora, Odobenidae. Gene Ontology annotation, biological process: mannose metabolic process; protein deglycosylation; N-glycan processing. The record is from RefSeq and is a predicted model, not a curated record. The coding region runs from base 109 to 3561 and encodes 1150 amino acids. Gene Ontology annotation, cellular component: Golgi membrane. The transcript has 23 exons.
UCCUCGGCCCCAGGGCGGGAGCCAGUCUCCGGAGCGGCGGUUCCGCCCACGCUCGGCCCAGCCGCUAGCGGCCUCCCUCCGCGGGAGCAGGUGUGUGUGGAGGCCAGCAUGAAGCUGAAAAAGCAGGUGACAGUAUGUGGGGCCGCUAUCUUCUGUGUGGCUGUCUUCUCGCUGUACCUCAUGCUGGACCGAGUGCAGCAUGAUCCCACCCGUCACCAGAAUGGCGGGAACUUCCCCCGGAGCCAAAUUUCUGUGCUCCAGAACCGCAUUGAGCAGCUGGAGCAGCUGUUGGAGGAGAACCAUGAGAUCAUCAGCCACAUCAAGGACUCGGUGCUGGAGCUGACAGCCAAUGCGGAGGGCCCGCCCGCCCUGCUGCCCUACUACACGGCCAAUGGCUCCUGGGUGGUGCCCCCCGAGCCCCGGCCCAGCUUCUUCUCCAUCUCCCCACAAGACUGCCAGUUUGCUUUGGGGGGCCGGGGCCAGAAGCCAGAGCUGCAGAUGCUGACUAUAUCAGAGGAGUUGCCCUUUGACAAUGUGGAUGGCGGCGUGUGGAAGCAAGGCUUUGACAUCUCCUACAGCCCGCACGACUGGGACGCUGAAGACCUGCAGGUGUUCGUGGUGCCUCACUCCCACAAUGACCCAGGCUGGAUCAAGACCUUUGACAAGUACUACACGGAGCAAACCCAGCACAUCCUCAACAGCAUGGUGUCCAAGCUGCAGGAGGACCCCCGGCGGCGCUUCCUCUGGGCAGAAGUUUCCUUCUUUGCCAAGUGGUGGGACAACAUCAAUGCCCAAAAGAAAGCAGCAGUCCGCAGGCUGGUGGGAAACGGGCAGCUGGAGAUUGUGACAGGAGGCUGGGUGAUGCCGGACGAGGCCAACUCCCAUUACUUUGCGCUCAUUGACCAGCUCAUUGAGGGACACCAGUGGCUGGAGAGAAACCUCGGUACGACCCCGCGCUCUGGCUGGGCAGUGGACCCCUUUGGACAUAGCUCCACCAUUCCUUACCUGCUGCGCCGUGCCAACCUGACCAGCAUGCUGAUCCAGAGGGUGCAUUAUGCCAUCAAAAAGCACUUUGCUUCCACCCAUAGUCUGGAAUUCAUGUGGAGGCAGACCUGGGACUCGGACUCCAACACAGACAUCUUCUGCCACAUGAUGCCCUUCUAUAGCUAUGAUGUGCCCCACACCUGUGGCCCGGAUCCCAAGAUCUGCUGCCAGUUUGAUUUCAAACGCUUGCCGGGUGGACGCAUCAACUGCCCCUGGAAGGUGCCACCCCGGGCGGUCACAGAGGCAAACGUGGCCGAGAGGGCCACGCUGCUCCUGGACCAGUACCGGAAGAAGUCCCGGCUGUUCCGAAGCAAUGUCCUCCUGGUGCCGCUGGGGGACGACUUCCGAUACGACAAGCCCCAGGAGUGGGAUGCCCAGUUCUUCAACUACCAGCGGCUCUUUGACUUCCUCAACAGCAAGCCUGACCUCCAUGUGCAGGCCCAGUUUGGCACCCUCUCUGACUAUUUUGACGCUCUGUACAAGAAGACCGGGGUGGAGCCAGGGGCCCGGCCUCCAGGGUUCCCUGUGCUGAGCGGGGAUUUCUUCUCCUAUGCGGACCGGGAGGACCAUUACUGGACCGGCUAUUACACUUCCCGUCCCUUCUACAAGAGCUUGGACCGGGUCCUGGAAGCCCACCUGCGGGGGGCAGAGAUACUGUACAGCCUUGCUGUAGCUCACGCCCGCCGCUCUGGACUGGCUAGCCAGUACCCGCUCUCGAACUUCGCCCUUCUGACGGAAGCUCGGCGCACUCUGGGCCUCUUCCAGCACCAUGAUGCCAUCACCGGCACGGCCAAGGAGGCCGUCGUGGCAGACUAUGGCGUCAGGCUCCUGCGCUCCCUUGUCAACCUGAAGCAGGUCAUCAUCAAUGCAGCUCACUAUCUGGUGCUGGGGGACAAAGAGACCUACCACUUCGAUGCCGAGGCACCCUUCCUCCAAAUGGAUGACACCCGCUUAAAUCACGACGCCCUGCCGGAGCGCACAGUGAUCCAGCUGGAUUCCUCACCUAGGUAUGUGGUGCUCUUCAACCCCCUGGAACAGGAGCGGCUCAGCGUGGUGUCCCUGCUGGUCAGCUCGCCCCGGGUGCGUGUCCUUUCAGAGGAGGGUCAGCCCCUGGCUGUGCAGAUCAGCGCACACUGGAGCUCUGCCACCAACAUGGUCGCUGAUGUCUACCAGGUGUCUGUGCCCAUCCGCCUGCCGGCCCUGGGCCUCGGCGUGCUGCAGCUGCAGCUGGGCCUGGACGGGCACCGCACCCUGCCGUCCUCCGUGCGCGUCUACCUGCAAGGCCGGCAGCUGUCCGUCAGCCGGCAGGACGCGUUCCCUCUGCGCAUCAUCGACUCGGGCGCCAAUGACUUCGCCCUCAGCAACCGCUACAUGCAGGUCUGGUUCUCAGGCCUCACCGGGCUCCUCAAGAGCAUCCGAAGGGUGGAUGAGGAGCAGGAGCAGCGGGUGGACGUGGAGUUCCUCAUCUAUGGCACCCGCGCGUCCAAAGACAAGAGUGGAGCCUACCUCUUCCUGCCUGAUGGGGAGGCCCAGCCCUACGUCCCCAAGGAUCCCCCCGUGCUGCAUGUCACCGAAGGCCCUUUCUUCUCCGAGGUGGUUGCCUACUACGAGCAUGUCCGCCAGGUGGUCCGGCUAUAUAAUCUGCCAGGGGUGGAGGGGCUGUCUCUGGACAUGUCAUCCCUGGUGGACAUCCGCGACUACAUCAACAAGGAGCUGGCCCUGCGCAUCCGCACAGACAUCCACAGCCAGGGUGCCUUUUUCACGGACCUCAAUGGCUUUCAGGUGCAGCCCCGGCGCUAUCUGAAGAAGCUGCCCCUGCAAGCCAACUUCUACCCCAUGCCAGCCAUGGCCUACAUCCAGGAUGCACACAACCGCCUCACACUGCACACCGCCCAGGCCCUGGGCGUCUCCAGCCUGCACGAUGGCCAGCUGGAGGUGAUCCUGGACCGACGGCUGAUGCAGGACGACAACCGGGGUCUGGGCCAAGGGCUCAAGGACAACAAGAGAACCUGCAACCAUUUCCGCCUCCUGUUGGAGCGGCGAACCCUGGGCAAUGAGGUCCAAGAUGGCCGCUCCACCAGCUACCCGUCCCUCCUCAGCCACCUGACCUCCAUGUACCUGAAUACCCCAGUGCUUGCCCUGCCUGUAGCCAAGAGGCAGCUCCCAGGCCCCAGUCUGCGCUCGUUUCAUCCCCUGGCCUCAUCUCUGCCCUGUGACUUCCACCUGCUCAACCUGCGUACGCUGCAGGCCGAGGAGGAUACCUUGCCUUCGGCGGAAACUGCGCUCAUCUUACACCGCAAGGGUUUCGACUGUGGCCUUGAGGCCAAAAACUUGGGCUUCAACUGCACCACAAGCCAAGGCAAGGCGGCCCUGGGGAGCCUCUUCCACGGCCUGGAUGUGGGUUUCCUGCAGCCGACCUCCUUGACGUUACUGUACCCUCUGGCCUCACCCUCCAACAGCACUGACGUCUAUCUGGAGCCCAUGGAGAUCGCCACCUUCCGCCUCCGCUUGGGCUAGGGCUUCCUGUGGCCUGAAGAGAAAGCUCAUCCACAGAGACUGCCUCUUACACAAGGUCGGGUUGGACAAACCGGACGGGAAUCCUGUCCCGAUCUACCUCUCAGAACUGUGACACGCUGGGCUCCGCCCUCAUUUUCCGUUUCUCGUUGCUUCUGUGUCCGGUGGCAGCCCCAAGCCCCGCGUCGGGUAGACGGGGCAGAUGCUAGUGAGAUCGUGGCAAGAGGGCCCUGGGUCAGAGUGCGCAGUGCCGGCCUCAGCUUUGGGCUAUGAGUGGCGCCCAGUUGGGCACAGGCUCAAGCACCCAUCGUCGUCCCAUAAUGGGAUGGAGGAGAAGCAGGGUCAGAACAGCUAGGGGAGGCUGAAUGGGUAGCAGCCCAGCGCCGGGGGUCACUGGGGGCAGGACCUGGCUCUAGGGGGACCCUCCGGUUACGGAGGGACUGCUUGUCCGGAUGUGACCAGCAGGACCUGAGUGACGGCCGGGAGGAGGGGGAUGGGGACCCGGAGUUAGCACUGGGGCGGCGGAGGAAUCCCUGCUUUCUGUGACCAUUCCGC